Stegastes partitus (bicolor damselfish) is the source of this 1374-nucleotide messenger RNA. Its product is annotated as protocadherin alpha-6-like. Gene Ontology annotation, cellular component: plasma membrane. NCBI's taxonomy places the organism in Eukaryota, Metazoa, Chordata, Actinopteri, Pomacentridae. The record is from RefSeq and is a predicted model, not a curated record. The transcript has 2 exons. Gene Ontology annotation, molecular function: calcium ion binding. Bases 1 to 1374 code for a protein of 457 amino acids. Gene Ontology annotation, biological process: homophilic cell-cell adhesion.
AUGGGGACAAACACAAAUCGGAGAAGGGACUACUCCUGGUUUGCCCUCGGUCUGCUGAUUUUUGUGGGAAGAGAGGCUUUGGCUCAGAUACGAUACUCUGUUCCAGAGGAGGUACAAGAGGGAACUGUUGUUGGAAAUAUUGCUAAGGAUCUCGGCCUGGACAUCGCUUCCUUGACAGAUCGACGGUUCCGUGUUGUGUCGGAAAGUAAGAACGCGAUUUUUGGUGUAAACCAGAAUAACGGGGCUUUGUACGUCAGUAGUCAAAUUGACAGAGAGGAGCUCUGUGAGGGAAGCGGCGCUUGUCUGGUGGAACUGAAGAUCCUUGUAGAAAACCCUUUGGAAAUACAUUAUGUAGUGGUAGAAAUUACUGAUGUCAAUGAUCACUCUCCCAAUUUUCCUGAAAGAGAGCAGACGUUUGAAAUAGCUGAACAAACAUUGCCAGGAAAGCGAUUUCAGCUGCACACUGCUCACGAUCCCGAUGCAGGAAUUAACUCUAUACGUACAUAUACUUUAACGUCAAAUGAACAUUUUGAAGUAAAUAUCCGUCAGAGUGACGCGGGAAAGAUACCAUUUUUAGUGCUGAAGAAAGCGUUAGACAGAGAACAAAAGAACAAACACACGCUGCUGGUUACAGCAGUUGAUGGAGGUAAACCUCCGAGAUCAGGAACGCUGAAUGUAUCUAUUAUUGUACUUGAUAGCAAUGAUAAUCGUCCAAUAUUCAGUGAGGAGAUUUACCAGAUCUCAAUAAAAGAAAACAUUCCUGUCGGUACUUCAGUGUUCAGAAUGAACGCGACUGAUCUAGAUGAAGAUACUAAUGGAGAAGUUCAAUACAGUCUUGGGAAAACUCUGAGGCGAAAAGUCUAUGAUACUUUUGAACUGAACAAAUUAACAGGAGAAAUUAUAGUAAAAGGAGUGGUGGACUUUGAAGAAAGUGACUUAUAUGAAUUGGACGUUGAGGCAUCUGAUAAAGGAACGCCUCCGUUAACGGGUGAGUGUAGAGUCAUUAUAAAAGUUAUAGAUGUCAAUGACAAUGCACCAGAAAUACAAAUGACAUCACUAUCAAAUACAGUGUCUGAGGACUCAAAACCUGGAACAGUUAUUUCACUACUCAGUGUGAAAGACAAAGACUCUGGUGUCAAUGGAAAAAUAAUAUCAACCAUAACUAAUGAAGUACCUUUUGAACUGAAGCCAUCAUAUAAAGAAAACACGUAUUCAGUUGUAACCAAGGGACUUCUGGAUCGAGAACAGGUGUCACAAUAUGAAAUAACAAUAAAAGCCACAGACUGUGGUGAGCCUCCUUUAUCUACUUUUAAAACACUCAGUAUUCAGAUAUCAGAUGUGAAUGACAACAGAGGAGGGCAUCUGAAGAGGUAA